This is a messenger RNA of Aspergillus tanneri, 1506 nucleotides long. RefSeq names its product catalase easC (gene fgaCat). Gene Ontology annotation, biological process: hydrogen peroxide catabolic process; response to hydrogen peroxide. NCBI's taxonomy places the organism in Eukaryota, Fungi, Ascomycota, Eurotiomycetes, Eurotiales, Aspergillaceae. Gene Ontology annotation, molecular function: catalase activity; heme binding. The record is from RefSeq and is a predicted model, not a curated record. Gene Ontology annotation, cellular component: peroxisome; cytoplasm; mitochondrion. The transcript has 2 exons. The coding region runs from base 1 to 1506 and encodes 501 amino acids.
AUGAGCAAAGACGACGAGCCUAAGACCUACCGUUACAAUGAAACUCCAGUCUACACCACCUCCAGUGGCUGUCCUGUGAUGGAUCCUCAAGCUGCCCAGCGGGUUGGUCGCAAUGGUCCUCUUCUGCUGCAAGACUUCCAUUUGAUUGACCUGCUUUCGCACUUUGAUCGGGAGAGAAUCCCGGAGCGUGUGGUCCAUGCCAAGGGUGCUGGCGCCUACGGCGAGUUCGAGGUUACCGAUGACAUUAGCGACAUUACGGUCGUCGACAUGCUCAAGGGAAUUGGCAAGAAGACCAAGAUGUUUACUCGCUUCUCGACCGUUGGUGGAGAGAAGGGCUCACCCGACAGUGCGCGUGAUCCUCGUGGGUUUGCCAUCAAGUUCUACACAGAUGAGGGUAACUGGGACUGGGUCUUCAACAACACUCCCGUCUUUUUCCUUCGGGACCCUGCCAAGUUCCCUAUCUUCAUCCAUACCCAAAAGCGCAAUCCCCAGACCAACCUCAAGGAUGCCACCAUGUUCUGGGACUACCUCUCCACUCACCAGGAGGCCGUCCACCAGAUCAUGCACCUGUUCAGUGACCGCGGCACCCCCUACUCUUACCGCCACAUGAACGGCUACUCGGGCCACACUUACAAGUGGAUCAAGCCCGACGGCACUUUCAACUACGUCCAGAUCCACUGCAAGACCGACCAGGGCAAUAAGACCUUCAACAACGAGCAGGCCACCCGGCUGGCGGCUGAGAACCCUGACUGGCAUACCCAGGACCUGUUCAACGCAAUUGAGAGGGGCGAGAAUCCCUCGUGGACCUGUUACGUCCAGGUCCUGAGCCCUGAGCAGGCCGAGAAAUUCCGCUGGAAUGUCUUCGACCUGACCAAGGUUUGGCCCCAGAGCGAAGUGCCCCUGCGUCGCUUCGGCAAGUUCACUCUCAACAAGAACCCUCAGAACUACUUCGCCGAAGUUGAGCAGGCUGCCUUCUCUCCCUCGCACAUGGUUCCUGGCGUAGAACCCUCCGCCGAUCCCGUGCUGCAGUCUCGUCUCUUCUCCUACCCCGACACCCAGCGCCAUCGCUUGGGCGGCAACUACGAGCAGAUACCCGUCAACUGCCCCCUUCGUGCCUUUAGCCCGUGGCAUCGGGAUGGCGUCAUGAAUGUCAACGGCAACUACGGCGCCAACCCGAACUACCCAUCCACCUUCCGUCCUCUCCGCUACCAGCCCGUCAAAGCGAGCCAGGAGCACGAGAAGUGGGUCGGUGCUGUUACCGCCGAGCAGUUACCUGUCACAGACGAGGACUACGUCCAGGCCAACGGACUCUGGCAGGUGUUGGGCCGCCAGCCCGGCCAACAGGAGGCCUUCAUCCACAACGUUUCCGGUCACUUGUGCGGUGCCCACGAGCGGGUCCGCAAGGCCACCUACGGCAUGUUCCGUCGGGUCAACUCAGACCUAGGUGCGCGCCUUGAGAAGGCCACCGAGGCCAAGGCCACUGACGCUCGCUCCGCUCGAUUGUAA